Molecule: messenger RNA, 3717 nt
Organism: Purpureocillium lilacinum
Lineage: Eukaryota; Fungi; Ascomycota; Sordariomycetes; Hypocreales; Ophiocordycipitaceae
Source: RefSeq, a predicted model, not a curated record
AUGGCCGCCGCCGCCGAGCCGAAUUGGCGGCGAACCAGCAUAGCGCCUCGCGCUGCUGUGGGAGCCCGUGUGGCGCUCGCCCACCCGCACCCGCACCUGCACCAACACCCGCACCAGGAACAAAGCCACGACCAGCAGCAGCAUGAGCAUCACACUCAGCAACACACUCAGCAGCCGCAGACGCAGACGCAGACGCAGCCGCAGCAAUACCUCGCGCCCACAUCGGGCUCCCGCUUCCGCAAGCUGCGAGGCAAGAGCGUGUCGUCGCCGCGCGCCAUUGACGUCUUCCGCGACAGCCCCUCGAACAGCGGCAGCGACGAAGAAGGCCUUCAUCCUCAGGGUCAUCAUCUCCAAGGCCACCUCGUCCACAGCGUCAGCCAGAGCUCGUCGUGCUACUCGACUGACACGCCCAAGAAGGCGGCCCGCCGGCGCUCCAAGAGCGUCACGACGCCCCCGACCAACUACCACUACGGGUACGACGACAGCAGCCCGCAGGGGUACCACCACCACCACCACUACCACGAGCAGCAGCGAGGGGGUCCAGAGGCGACGGCGCCGGGUUGGAGCGACGCCAACACCAGCGCCAGCGCAGGGCCCGGCACGACACGAGGGGCAGCAGCAGCAGCAGCAGCCACCACCUCCUCCACCACCAUCACAUCAUCAUCAUUCCCCUCCACCGCCGCCAAUCUCAGAGGUGGCGCCAACGGCAGUGGUGGCACGCGACCUGUCCCGUCUUACAGGGGCACCGUCCCCACAUCUGGUGCCCUGAGCCCCAAGCCGGUGAACGUCGCUUCUGUCGAUCCCAGCGUCGCAGCCUUCGAGGGCGUCAAACCACCACCCGUAUACCGCGGUCGCGACACGCAUUCGACGCGACCCAGGGCGCCCGUCAACGGAAGAGGCCAGCAGCACGAUCACGGCUAUUAUAACAGACGCCAUCCAGGCUCCAAUUCCGCCUCGCCCCAGUCCCAGCACUCGCAGCACUCGCCGGCGCACCACCACCACCACCACCACCAUCACCAGCAGCAGCGCCAACAUCGUCACCAGCGCCAACAGCGUAGACCCAAGCAAGGCACCCCCAGUCGAGGCCCUCGCUCCCCCGUCCCGCAGGCAUCGCCCGUAUCCGCGUCGCAGUACCACCACCAGCAACACCAGGAACCCUACUACGCGCAGGACUACUCUCCACCGCGGGACUACUACCAGCACCAGCCGUAUUAUUCGGAGAACGAGCAGCAAUACCGGGAACAGGACCGCUAUUACCAGCCCUCGGACAACUCCCAGCAGCCAGGCGACUAUCAGCAGUGCCAGCAGGAGGACAACUUCCAGCGGCACCCCCUGGCGCAAGAACAGAACCUGUCGCCGCCGCCGCUGGUACACCAGCAAUACGAGCCGCAGGAUCUCGACCAGAGAUCAGACGACGCGGCCACGCGAGAGGCUCCCGUUGCUGACGCCACACAACCCAAAGAGGCUUAUCAGACACCUCAGAAGCCGAAGCAACAGCAGCAGCGGGCCAAACAAGAGUCGCCCGCUGCGGCCCAAAGCUCCCACUCUGCUGAGAGGCAGCACUACCAACAAGACUUGGCAUCCGUAUCACCCGACCGGGGUCAGCAGCAGAAGACGUCGAAGCAGGUGCAGCAGUAUCAACACGAGACUACCAGCCAGGGCACCGAAGAGGACGCCGACCGCGUAGCCGAAGAGGUCGCUCGCCUCGAGGCGGAGACUGAUCGCAUCCUCGCAGAGCAGAAGAAGCUUGAUCUCCUCCGGCUGCAGGCCACAUUGGAAACGCCGCCCAAGCCAAAACGCUCUUUGCUUGGCCUUGAGAAGCUCUUUGUAUCGCGCGGGAAGAAGUCCAAUCACGGCAGCAGCCAGCCUAGCACUCCCGACACUCUCGCCCCUUCCAUCUUCUCCCCGGCCCUGAGCCACUUUAGCCAUAGAAGCAGUGUAGACGACUCCCCUAUUCCCUUCAAGAUGGGCUUCAUCGAACCGGGAGGCAAGGGGAUCGUACCCCAGACCGACGCGCCAGCCUCGGCCAUCAAUGGCGGCGAACGGAUUGUCAUGGUCAGGUGUCAAUCUGCCACUGUGAACCUGCCCAUAUCUGCCGAGACGUCACCGGACGACAUCAUCCAGGCGGUGGCGCAAAGGACCAAGCAGCAGCUCAGCACGUCGUCGAGCGUCGUGGUUGAGUGCUAUUUUGCGCUUGGCCUGGAGCGCCGCUUGCGCCGGUACGAGCGCAUCCGUGACACACUCAACUCUUGGGACAAUGAUCAACAAAACUCCCUCCUGAUCAUGCCCGCCGACAGCCCGGUGGACCUCAAGGGUCUCGAGCUGAGCUCCGUGCCCCGCACGGAGGAUUCGCCGUCGGGCUUCUGCGUCCAGCUGUACCACUCCUCACGACCUGGAAAGUGGGCGAAGCGCUGGGUUACUCUCUUGGAGAGUGGACAGAUGUUCGUGUCCAAGAAGCCUCACUCCGGCCCCUCGGACAAGGAUAGCACAGUCAUCUGCCACCUGUCCGACUUUGACAUCUAUACACCCAAGCAGAGUGAGAUGCGUCGAAGUCUUAAGCCCCCCAAGAAGGUUUGCUAUGCCAUCAAGAGCCAGCAGAAGACCAUUGUGUUUCCCAAUGGCGAAAACUUUGUUCACUUCUUCUGCACCGACGACGAGGUGUUGGCGGCGCGAUUCUUGGAGCUGGUGCAUGGCUGGCGGAGCUGGUAUCUGGCCAACAUGCUGGUCGACCUGGAUAAGAAGAACAAGGCACCCGCUCAGAACGAAGGGCCCUUGGUAAGCCGAGCAAAGUCUAGGCGCAACCCCAAUGGCACGCUGGGUGUCACCAUCGACAAGAGCGCAGAGCCGCUGUGGGAUGUCACCGGCUUCAAGUCGCCCGAUGUCGCCACGCUCACCCGGACCCUCACAUUGGCAUCCAAGGAUCGUGCGAAAACAAAUACGGCGCAGUCGCCUACCGCAGAUGCGGAAGCAGAGUUUGCUGCCAGCGGUCUUCUUGGGUCAACAUAUGACAAGCGAGCAGCCGAGGCUGCUACAUCUACCCGUGUCAUCAAGGUGGAGGGGCCUUUUACUGACGGCCCCUCACUCUUGAAUGGCGGCGUUGCGCAGAAGUCACCCGACGCAUCGUCGACCAAGACGGAGCCCAAGGGCUGGUUCCCGUCGGCGGCAGAGCACACUGCCCGUCUCCGCGCCCAGUCCGACGAGACUAAGCGCCCCGUGACCGCGGACGCCGCCCACCAUCACUCGCGGCGCACCUCGCGCGACAGCCACUACCCCCCGCCGCUUCUCAGCUUCGCCGAUAACCAUCGCGGAGAGCGGCAUUCUCGCUACGGCGAGCCCCCUCACGGCUACGCCAGGAGCCAUCACGGCGGUGGCGGCCAGCCGCUCAUCAACUUCGCCACCGGCGGCCAGGCCCUGCAGCCUCACGGCGCGGCGCCGCAGCGAGGUAUGUCCCGGAGGGGCCUCCCUCCCUCGGGCUCGUCGUCCAACUCGCUGGGCUCCCAGCACUCGCAUCACUCGCAGCAGCACUCGCCCAGCAUGCGAGGCCGCAGUCGCUCCACUGCCUCUCGGACGAGUGGCGCCCCUCGGCCUCGCUAUCCCGAGGAACAGCGCCCUCCUCCCAUGCCGCAGCGGUCCGUCCGCCAUCGGGAGGGCCCUUCACCUCGGGGCCCACCUCCCCAGUGGCAGCCCAGCGAGCCCCUCGUGAACCGCGCGAGGUAG